This is a messenger RNA of Pocillopora meandrina, 1833 nucleotides long. NCBI's taxonomy places the organism in Eukaryota, Metazoa, Cnidaria, Anthozoa, Scleractinia, Pocilloporidae. The record is from the annotation of a GenBank genome assembly.
AUUUCUUGUAAUCGGCCAUCUUUCCCGCUGAACAUGAAGAAGCUUAAAACUAUCGUUACGUUGCGUUUCGCUCUUUAUGGCUGCAAGAACAGACCUUUCUUUCAUAUUGUGGCAACGAACAGGAAACGACCCCGAAACUAUGGAGCUCUUGAGCAGGUAUAUAUCGUACUUUAGUUAAAAGGAAAAAAGUUCCUUGAAGACGGGGAAAAUUAGAUGGUUGUGUGUCGAUGUACAUGCCUGGAUUGGAACUGUUGUCGGUGCAAUUUUGUAUUUGUGCUUUCAUUGAAAUGUGGAAAUCAUAUUCCUAGGUGGGAACUUAUGAUCCUUUGCCAAACACUCGAAAUGAAAAGCUAGUGAGCCUAAAUAUGGACAGAAUAAGGUAAGGUCUAUAAAAAUGCGCUGAAUUUUUAUUUAAUAUUAUUGAUCCAUAUCAGUAGCUUAUAAGCUUUUGUCUAUACCCUCUCCAUACCUUUCAAGUAGUGAGUACACCUGAAAUUUCAAUGUGAUCGUGAUAUCCUCUUUAAUGCAUUUUUUUCAGAUACUGGUUAUCAGUUGGAGCCAGACCUUCCCGACCAGUAGCCAUUUUAUUAGGCCUGGUAAGUUGAUGACAAAUUUUGGCUUGAAAUAAGUUCUUCUCCCUUGAGCCAGGUUUUUCCUGGGUACAUAAUUCUUGGCCACAGCACUCCUGUAUUUAGCCCAAAUGGGCAUGUGACCAAAUUGGGGUAUAUUAUUCUGGGGCUUGAGUCUUGGGUAAGGAUAUUGCAUGACAGUGGUUGCAUACUUAUUUCUUUUCUGUAAGAGAUAUUUUUUUUUAUCACUAGAAGAUAAAUUCGUAUCCACAGGCAGACAUGUAAUGUUCUGUGUAUUGUUAUACUGAUACUGAUAUAUCAAUCUAAAACAAUUUUAAACACUUUUUAAGAGGACUGAAUACAUACUAGAUCACCUGCAUGUAAACUCAGCUCACACAACUUCAACUUUCACAUGAGAAUAAAACAAGCACUCUUUGAAAAAUAUUUACCCUUCUUUGUGCAAAAAGUUGAAUUCAUCAUGGAAAUAUUGAUAAAUGAAAAAAAUUCUCAGUGAAAAGUAAAAUCACCAUGAUACAGUAAAUGGUUUAAGUGUGGGGGAAACAUUUUAUAGUGAAGUCUGAUUGUCUGGGUGAGUGUAGUCCUGGGAAGGACUCUUGUUAGUAGUGGUGACUGUCAUUUCAACAACCUGAGUGAAAGUCAUCAUCAGAGUCUGGUGAAUAGUUGAUGUAAGUCACAUGUACUAAGUCCAGUUUGUGUAAACCAAUUGGUCAUUCUAGCUGUGAUGCAAUGGGCUGCAAGACUCAAGUGGCGUUAGUCAAUCGUGAUUGGUCUGUUUCAAUCUGUUGGCCCCUUUACCGAUGGAUCAGUAAAUCUGGUUACCAUGAUGUGCUACUUAUUUAUAUGUAUUAGUUCAGUAUUUUCCCUUAUACAGUGACGACAUCAUUUUUUUUGAAAAAGAGAAAUUCCUGUAUUUCAUCUGUAUCUGUAUAAUAAUACUUCUUAGCAUGUUGUGCACCAUUUUGUUCUGAACUAGAAGCCUUUGGAAAAGUGUGGACUUAUCACCCAAACUAUCAGUGACAUUAACUCAAUAGUACAAUUAAAUGUCAACAGAGUAUUUUAACUUAUCAGAAACAAACUAAUUUCUCUUCAUAAGGCUGGAAUUCUUCCACCUCAUCCUCGCAGCCUGGUUACAGCAGCAAGGAACCGUGAGGCUCUUGCCGUGGGAGCUCAAACCUUAGAUGCUUUGGACGAGGCAGAAAAAGAUGAAGAAGCUGAAGAUACUGAAAAAGGCACUGAGAGUUAA